Molecule: messenger RNA, 2106 nt
Organism: Vanderwaltozyma polyspora DSM 70294
Lineage: Eukaryota; Fungi; Ascomycota; Saccharomycetes; Saccharomycetales; Saccharomycetaceae
Exons: 1
Coding region: 1-2106 (701 amino acids)
Source: RefSeq, a predicted model, not a curated record
AUGAAGAUGGAGUUACCGAUAGAGAUUAUUAAUGAGAUCAUAUCACAAAGUGGUGGUAGUUGUGAAACUUUAAAUUCAUGGUUUCAAUUAUCGACAUAUUUCCAAGAGUAUGUCAAAAGAGAGACAUGUAUUGUUUUAAUUCAAGAUGGUCCUGAAAAGGUUGCGAACUGUGAUAUUCCCAAGGGUUUCCAUCCUAUUUUGGAUAAUCUUGCACAUUAUUAUCUGGUGACAGAUAAUAUUGAUGGUGAUGAAUUGUCAUUGUUUUUGGAAGACUAUAAGAAUAUAAUAAUUAUAAUUCAUACUACAAGAAAUUAUAGUGAUCCUUUGAAUUCAGCUCUGGGUUUUAUUGUGCGAAUAUGUUAUCAAGGAGCAAAGUUAUCUGUGAUUUAUAACACGUCAGUUAAUUAUUUAAGUCGACUCUACUUCCGAGAGUUCAUUCACUCCAGGAAAAGAGUAAGGCUCUGUGAACUUUAUAUAAUCGGAAAUUCUUUGAUAGGAGAGGAGUCUAUGUGUGAUAUAUGUAUGUUAUUUGAAAGGACAUAUUUACAAAAUAUUGACACUAUUUUUUCUCUUGAAAUCCAAGAUGAGGAUCAUGAAAUAUUUGCUACGAGUUUAGCAACCAUUAAAGAGUUGAAUUCAAUUUCAUCAAAGAAGGAUCUUUCUCAAAUUUUAAUCAAUUGUCCAUCGUUGCUUUCGAUAGAUUCCUGCAACUUCCCUUGUAGAUUUGCUGGAGAAAGUUAUAAGCUAGCAAAAUGUGAAAAUAUUACUUUAGAGUUCUUCAAUAAUGAUGUUAGAUACCCCGUUAUUGAUGGAACAGAAGUGACAAAUUCGUUAACUCUAGAACCUUCUCUAAGAUCGAAUAAUGUGGAAUUUAAAAAUCUUGAAUUUCCAAAUGUCAAAUCUUUGACUCUCAGAUUAAAAGAUUCGAUGAGUCGCUCAGUUCGACUUAUUGAUUGUAAUUUUAAAAAAGUCGAAAUAUUGAACAUUGGAUCAAGUAUAAUCUCAUGGGAUGAUAUUAUAAAUUCCUUUAUGGAUCUUAACAGUUUAUCAAUCAAUAUUAUAAAUAAUGAGCAGUAUCUAUGGUUACAAAAAUGUCCAUUUAAGUUGAAGUUUGUUAAUAUAACAUCUCAGGAAAAAGAAUUUGCAUACUAUCCAUUGCCUGUUUAUAAUAACCAAUUAAGAUUGAGUUUUGAAACAAUUUCAUUUGAUUUAAUAAAUCCAUGGAGAUGCUACUUAUUCAAUAAAAUCAGCCUAGAUAAUAUCAAAGUCAUUGACACUGCAAUUGUAAAUAUAUCAAAUGAAUUGGUAAAUAGAACUUUAAGUAAGAAUGAUAAAGUUCUGAAGAAAUAUGGUCUGGUUGAUGAUCAAAGUCAAAUAGUUUUGACGCUGUCUACUAUAAAAUGUUUGAAAGUAUUCAAGAAAAAUUCCGGAGACAUAAGAAGGAUCUAUGCGGGUCAUGGUCAUGUUAAUACUUUAAAUACCAAAACGUUAAAUAACCCAAAUGCUUCCCAAUUUCGUGUAUUGAUUGCUAGAGAUACGUUGGUCGCACCUUAUACUAUGUUAAUUGAUCAGGAACUAAGUGAAAAUACCAAUAUAAAAAGUGACCUUGCAUCUGAACUUUUCUUUGGAAACCAAUGUCAUGGAAGAACUUCAUCGUCAGUAACUCCUAAGGAAGAUGUAAAAACAAAUAUUAUUAUUAGAGGACAUACACCAGAAAACAUUGUUAUGAACGAUGAAACUUUCUGCUGUUCCAAUAUUAUUUGGAAUCUUGAUCACAGUCGACAAGUGCAAGCCCUACAAGUUUUGGUUGAUCCAAUACCAUUCCUGCCAGGUAUUGACAACACUGAGAAUAAGAUAAAACUUUUGGUGGAAUUGUGUCAAAAUAUUCUGGAUAAGAAAAAUUCCACUAUAUUUGCUGACUUCAAUUACUUAAAGUUUCAAAUUGUUAUUGAUUUUGCUUUCAGCGGUACAGCAAUUUUACCUGACUUUAAAAAUAUCUUGGUUUCUACAUUAGAAAGAGAAUUAUUAGCUACUAAUCAAAAUUUAGCUGUUCUAAUUAAUUGCCAGAACAACUUCCAAUUAAAUUCUGUUUUAUUAUUAUUUUGA